AGCAGCAGAGACCACAGAGAGGACGAGUUAACCUACCGACCCGGCACUGAACACCGCAACAACAAAGCCAGCCAGCCAGCCAGCCUCCUGUACCACUACCAAACAUUACAGCCGUUUAACCACGUAAGCCUAAAAGAGCCCGAAACAUGGCUCAGAAGAUAAAUGAAGCCCAUGAGCACAUCGCCAAGGCUGAAAAAUACCUAAAGACAAGUUUUAUGAAGUGGAAGCCGGAUUAUGACAGCGCUGCGUCGGAAUAUGCGAAAGCAGCUGUUGCUUUCAAAAACGCCAAACAACUUGAAGAGGCGAAAGAUGCUUACCUGCAGGAGGCUGAGGCCCACACCAACAACAGAUCACUUUUCCAUGCUGCAAAAGCUCUCGAACAAGCGGGUAUGAUGCUGAAGGACAUGCAGAGGCUACCAGAGGCAGUUCAGUACAUAGAGAAAGCCAGUAUGAUGUAUGUAGAGAAUGGUACACCAGAUACUGCUGCCAUGGCUCUUGACAGAGCAGGAAAAUUGAUAGAACCCGUGGAUUUAUCCAAAGCAGUGGAUCUCUAUCAGAGAGCCGCAUCAGUGUUUGAGAAUGAGGAACGAUUGCGACAGGCUGUGGAGCUGCUUGGCAAAUCAUCCCGACUUCUUGUCAGACAAAAGAAGUUUGAUGAAGCAGCAGUGUCACUCCAGAAGGAGAAGAACAUGUAUAGAGACAUAGAAAAUUAUCCAACAUGUUUUAAGAAAACUAUUGCACAGGUGCUGGUCCACCUACACAGAGGAGAUUUUGUUGCAGCUGACAAGUGUGUUCGGGAGAGCUACAGUAUCCCAGGGUUCAGUGGGAGUGAGGACUGUGUUGCCUUGGAGCAGCUUUUACAGGGCUAUGACCAGCAAGACGAAGACCAGGUGUCCCUUGUGUGUAACUCACCGCUGUUCAGAUACAUGGACAAUGAUUAUGCUAAGCUGGCUCUCUCUUUGAGUGUGCCUGGAGGAGGAAAGAAGAAGAAGGCUGCUGUUGCUGCUCCUGGAGAUGGAGGAGUUAAUGGUGGGGCUGCUGGGCCUGAGGAAGAGGAGGAUGAUUAUGCAGGAGGACUCUGUUAAUUGCUUUGAUUGCUGACCCCAGACCAGUGUCCUUCCUCAGCCCCAGGAAGAUAUUUUCCAGUACUGUACAUCAGCUGUUGUAAACAUGUCUUUUUAUUUAUGCCUUUUUAUUUACCUUUAAAGCUAAGUCAAAAAUUGCCAGUGAUACUGAAGCCAUCCCAGAAUUAGCUCUGAGGGCAAAUGUAAUGGGUGUGGUGUGGAAGGACUGAACUGUCCUGUAGCAUUUAGCAUUGGUGUUAAUUGAAUGCCUCAGUCGCUACAGCAUAAAAAAACUAGCGUUCCAGGCAUUGCAAUACUUGAUUGAAGCUUUAAGGUUUUCAGUAUGGGGAUCUGGUUGUAGGUCAGCAAGGACGGCUUUUACUCUGCGCCUUUUUCCCCCACUUACUGGAGGGCACAUUCUCCAUUCCUUAGCAUGGCUGAACUGCCUUACCAAAUACUAGCACCGAACAUGGCCAUACCUAAUGCCUUCAGCCUAGGAACAUUUAGCCUAGGCAUAAGCAUGAUUUUGCUGUAUUUAGUCAUCACAGUGAUGAUUUUCAGUUGUCAUACACUUUUGACAUCAUUUUCCUGACUUAAAAUUGGCCAGGAAAGGUUGGUGUGGCUGUAAACAUAAUAAAUGAUUAAAGAAAUGAUCCUACAGGAUCAUAGUUUAAAGACAUAUUAUGCUGUUAUCUGGAUGUAAGUAUUCAUAAUGAUAUUAAACUAUGUAUCAUGUACACAUAUAUAGGAUCCAAACUGAAGUUCUGUUCUCUAUUUAAAAUGAGAUUCUUACGUAUACUUUAUAAUGGCACUGCUAUAGUGUUUGAAGAUGUUAUGCAGUUGUUACAGACUAAAUCCGAAGGCUCUUAUUUAAUGGGACCUGUAUUGUUGAUUUUGGUGAAAUGUGUGAGGAAGCUUGAUUUACAUCAAUUUGUCAUGAUUUCAUGAUUAUUAGAUUUAUUUAACCUUCUAAGCAAAUUGAAUGUGUACAAAGAUAUAAGACACAGUAAUUUGUCAUGUAUUCACUUUCAGGUGUAAAGAAGUUUCAAAUCUUAGUACUAGUUUACUUUAUACUUCAGAUACACCCGUGCCUGAAAAUUUAAAGUAGAAGUAGUGAAAGGAAAUGCAUGAAGUAUUAUUGCAAAAUAACCUAUUAAUUACAUUCAUAAUUUAUUUUGAAACCACAGGCUAUAUCAAAAACCUUCUUAAAUAGCUACAUGAUAUGCAAAAGUGCAUGAAAUGCCUUAACAUUACUGGCUGUACUCUGAUAUGCCUUCUGUAGUGUUUUUUUUUUUUUUUUUUUUUUUAAAUGCACAUUGAAAUUUCAGGGAACAAAUUCUAUUUGAAGUAGAUUUACAAGGACUUAAUUUGGUAGGAUUGGAGAAUGUUGAUUAAGAUGAAUAUUUUGUAAAUAUCUCUCAUGCUGUAUUUCCCAUGACCUGUGCUCUGUGAUGUAUGCACCCGAUGUUCCAUAAUGAAAAAAUUCUGUUCUUGUUAUAAGUUUCUGAAUUGCAUGCAGAUGGUCCAACAUGUAGCAGCUGUAAUCAAUAUAUCCACUAAAAGUUUGCAACACUUUCUUGGCCCUAACAAAAUUCUACCAUAAAACAAAAACCUUACCUAAAA
Messenger RNA from Pygocentrus nattereri (red-bellied piranha), 2687 nucleotides. RefSeq names its product N-ethylmaleimide-sensitive factor attachment protein, gamma a (gene napga). NCBI's taxonomy places the organism in Eukaryota, Metazoa, Chordata, Actinopteri, Characiformes, Serrasalmidae. Gene Ontology annotation, biological process: intracellular protein transport. The record is from RefSeq and is a predicted model, not a curated record. The transcript is spliced from 11 exons. Gene Ontology annotation, cellular component: vacuolar membrane; SNARE complex. The coding region runs from base 147 to 1085 and encodes 312 amino acids. Gene Ontology annotation, molecular function: soluble NSF attachment protein activity; syntaxin binding.